UGAACUUUGAACGGUUGUGGCUGUGCAUAGGCAUGGGGUGUCCGUGCAAUGGACAUUGAGGGCUAUGGUGAAUUUGCCGGCGGCUCCGACGAUGACGAUGACAUCGCCCGCUUUGAGCGCCAGUGUGCUGAACGAGCGCGUGCGGAGGGAGAGCUUUCAGAAGAAGGCUCCGAUGAGGAAGAUGAGGAGGUCAAGAAGAGGCGCCUGGUCAAUGGAAAGGGGCCGCUGCCCCAAAACAUGGGCGAGUGGCAAGAGAAGUGCGAGCUCAUGCAGGAGAAACUGUCCAGGAGGGAGGCAGAGCUUACGCAAGUCAAGCAAGACCUGGACAUGCUGCGCAACGACGGACUUGGCCCGGAUGACCCCCAGACAGCCCUCAAGCAGCGGUUGCUGGACCUGACAAAGAAGAACCGCCGCAUGCAGGUGACGGUGGACAGCCAGCGGGUCAGGCUGCAGCAGCUGGAGACCGAGGCGAAGAAGCCGAAGGAGGACGCCAAGAAGAUGGCCGAGGAGCUGGUCAUGCAGAACGCAGCCUUGCUCUAUGGCGAAGGAGGCAACGUGGAGGACUGGAAAAAGAAGUACCUUACAGCCUCCAAUCAGCUUCAGCAGGUGCGGCACGAGGUGCAGGAGCUCAGAACGCAACUCCAAAAGCAAAAGAAGGUGUUGCUGAAAGAGUUGGGAUCCGAAGACUCCAUUCAGCAGGCGUUGGCCGUGGCCGAUGACCCGCAGUCACUGCAGUGGAAGGGUCGAGCCAUGCAGAUUGCCCAGCUCCAGCGCCAGCUGAAGGAGUUCAAGGCGAGUGGCAAUGGUGCCGCCUCACAGGAGCCUACAGCUCCUGCUCCAGCAGCAAAGACGAAGGCUGUGGCGCAGGCAGCAGACAAGCGCAGGGAGGAGUUCGAACGGCUCCAGGAAGAGGUGGAGCGACUGCGUGCAGACCAGGCAGAGUGCAAGCAGAAGCGUGAGGCCUUGAAGUCUCGUGCCACUCUGCUGGAGUCUCAACUCCGUGAGCUCAAGGGCAACAUGCAGUUCUUGCUUCGCAAGAGCGACGACGAUGAUGCCCUGGUGGCCAUGCUGCAGAAGCAGCUGGGCCGAGAGGAAGAUGGCUCUGGUGCAGGCACAGGAGAUGAGUUGAAUCACAUGCGGCAGCAGAACAGCGAGUUGCAGGCUCAGCUGGAGCGGCAGGCGCAGAUCGUGGUGCAGCUCAGGCAAAAAGCACUGGCUGCGAGCUGUGAGAAUGGGAAAGUGCCCUUGGGGCCAAAGAGCGUUGAGGCGUCCGUCACGGAGCGGCAACUUGUCGAGCGGGUACGCUUCCUGGAGGCGGAGAAUGCCAAGCAGGCGGAGCAGGUUCAGCUCCUGAAAGCUCGGGGCGCCAUGGGCACCGACUUCAUGAGGGGUGGUGACACGCCCUCGGAGAAGCGGUGGCAGGGCUACCGGCCUGGCUCAGCAGAGGCUGAGGCCUAGGCCUAGCAGCCGAGUGGCCGCGUUUGGGCGACUUCCGGGAAGCCGCGGAUUUCACCGUUGCACGGCCGGAAUUUGUGCAUGGAGCGCCAAAGCGCUGAUUUCGCCCAUGGGCACCGUGACCAAAAAGUCGGAGUGAGAGCGAU
Effrenium voratum is the source of this 1601-nucleotide messenger RNA. Lineage: Eukaryota; Dinophyceae; Suessiales; Symbiodiniaceae. The record is from the annotation of a GenBank genome assembly.